CUGCAGGCCCCCCGGAGUCUUUGGGAUACGCGUCUUUGGGAUACAGCGUCGCUGGCAGCCGUUUCUGGUAUCUGUGACAGGGCGGCCUGCGAGCAGAUGACGAGGACUGGCGUUUAAUAUCGGUGGCCGUCGAGAAGGAGCUCACCCCAGAGGCCACCGUCAUGUCAGGCUCCACGCAGCCCGUGGCCCAGACGUGGAGGGCCACCGAGCCCCGCUACCCGCCCCACGGCGUCUCCUACCCCGUGCAGAUCGCCCGACCCCACACGGACGUUGGCCUGCUCGAGUACCAGCACCAUCCGCGGGACUACAGCUCGCACCUGUCGCCUGGCUCCAUCAUCCAGCCCCAGAGGAGGAGGCCCUCCCUGCUGUCCGAGUUUCAGCCUGGAAGCGAAAGGUCCCAGGAGCUUCACCUGCGAACUGAGUCCCACUCGUACCUGCCGGAGCUGGGCAAGUCGGAGAUGGAGUUCAUCGAGAGCAAGCGCCCUCGCUUGGAGCUGCUGCCCGACCCCCUCUUGCGGCCCUCCCCGCUGCUGGCCACCGGCCAGCCCGGGGGCUCCGAGGACCUGUCCAAGGACCGUGGCCUGACGGGCAAGCUGGAGCCCGUGUCCCCUGCCAGCCCGCCACGCGCUGACCCUGACCUGGAGCUGUUGCCCCCGCGGCUCUCCAAGGAGGAGCUGAUCCAGAGCAUGGACCGUGUGGACCGCGAGAUCACCAUGGUCGAGCAGCAGAUCUCCAAGCUGAAGAGGAAGCAGCAACAGCUGGAGGAGGAGGCCGCGAAGCCGCCCGAGCCCGAGAAGCCCGUGUCACCACCGCCCAUCGAGUCAAAGCACCGCAGCCUGGUGCAGAUCAUCUACGACGAGAACCGGAAGAAGGCGGAAGCUGCACAUCGGAUUCUGGAAGGCCUGGGGCCCCAGGUGGAGCUGCCAUUGUACAACCAGCCGUCCGACACCAGGCAGUAUCAUGAGAACAUCAAAAUAAACCAGGCGAUGCGGAAAAAGCUAAUCCUGUACUUCAAGAGGAGGAACCACGCUCGGAAACAAUGGGAACAGAAGUUCUGCCAGCGCUAUGACCAGCUCAUGGAGGCCUGGGAGAAGAAGGUGGAGCGCAUCGAGAACAACCCGCGGCGCCGGGCCAAGGAGAGCAAGGUGCGCGAGUACUACGAGAAGCAGUUCCCCGAGAUCCGCAAGCAGCGGGAGCUGCAGGAGCGCAUGCAGAGCAGGGUGGGCCAGCGGGGCAGCGGGCUCUCCAUGUCAGCCGCCCGCAGCGAGCACGAGGUGUCCGAGAUCAUCGACGGCCUCUCGGAGCAGGAGAACCUGGAGAAGCAGAUGCGCCAGCUGGCCGUGAUCCCGCCGAUGCUGUACGACGCCGACCAGCAGCGCAUCAAGUUCAUCAACAUGAACGGGCUCAUGGACGACCCCAUGAAGGUGUACAAGGACCGCCAGGUCAUGAACCUGUGGAGCGAGCAGGAGAAGGACACCUUCCGCGAGAAGUUCAUGCAGCACCCCAAGAACUUUGGCCUGAUUGCAUCUUUCCUGGAGAGGAAGACGGUGGCCGAGUGCGUCCUCUAUUACUACCUGACCAAGAAGAAUGAGAACUACAAGAGCCUGGUGAGACGGAGCUACCGCCGCCGCGGCAAGAGCCAGCAGCAGCAGCAGCAGCAGCAACAACAGCAGCAGCAGCAGCAGCAGCAGCAGCAGCAGAUGCCCCGGAGCAGCCAGGAGGAGAAGGAUGAGAAGGAGGCGGAGAGGGAGGAGGAGCGGCCGGACAUGGACAAUGACAAGGAGGAGCUGACCAAGGAGAAGACGGACGACACCUCCGGGGAGGACAACGAUGAGAAGGAGACAGUGGCCUCCAAAGGCCGGAAAACCGCCAACAGCCAGGGGAGACGCAAAGGCCGCAUCACCCGCUCCAUGGCCAACGAGGCCAACAGCGAGGAGGCCGUCACCCCGCAGCAGAGCGCCGAGCUGGCCUCGAUGGAGAUGAACGAGAGCUCCCGCUGGACCGAAGAGGAGAUGGAGACAGCCAAGAAAGGAGAGGCUAGCCGGCAGCGUGAGCGUCCCUCACCAGGGAUCGGGGCCGUGCCUGCCGAGGCCCUGCUCGGUGACAUUUGUAAUAAUGCAGUGAGCGCCUAUGAGCCCGUCCGCCGUGAAUUACAGCAAUCUGGACAAUUACCGCUCAGGGUGGCUGCUAAUGGCUGCGUGUUCCAGGCGGUGGCGGGAGGCACAGGGGAGGCAGGUGCUGGCAGCCCCAGCGUCACCUUCUCCUCGGUGGACAGGCCAGCUCCUCGGCCACAUGGCCCUGGCCCAGCCCUGUCUCGGCCCCGUUUCCCGGGCAGCCGGGAUGCCGUCUCCGGGGUUGUGCAGGCUGAGCCGCCAGCAGACGCCAGAGCCGGCCGCCCAGCCUCCCGCCUCCCAGCCCGCUGCUCCCAGCUCCGUUCCCUGGAGCAUCCUCCAAGCCGUAUGUUUCCGGAAAACUUGGCGGAGGGGGAGACGCAGAUGAGAGGAUGUCUCCUGGAACAUGGCCGGAACUGGUCGGCCAUCGCCCGGAUGGUGGGCUCCAAGACCGUGUCACAGUGUAAGAACUUCUACUUCAACUACAAGAAAAGGCAGAACCUGGAUGAGAUCCUGCAACAGCACAAGCUGAAGAUGGAGAAGGAGAGGAAUGCACGGAGGAAGAAGAAGCAAGCCCCGGCCGCCGCCAGCGAGGAGGCCGCCUUCCCACCGGUGGUGGAGGAUGAGGAGAUGGAAGCGUCGGGCGCGAGUGGGAACGAGGAAGAGAUGGCGGAGGAGGCAGAAGCCUCACACGCCUCUGGGAACGAGGUGCCCGGAGGGGAAUGCAGUGGCCCAGCCGCUGUCAACAACAGCUCCGACACCGAGAGCAUCCCAUCGCCCCACACCGAGGCCGCCAAGGACGCAGGGCAGAAUGGGCCCAAGCCCCCACCCGCCCUGAGCACCGACAUGACGCCCGCCGAACCGCCCACCCCACCUCCAGAGGACGCCCCGGCCCCCGCCGAGCCCACUCCGGCCCCUGAAGCCACGGGCCCACCCACACCCCCACUGGCACCCCCAUCGCCUGCCGCGCCCCCUCCCGUGGUCCCCAAGGAGGAGAAGGAUGAAGAGGCCGUCUCAGUGCCCCCAGCGGUGGCGGAGGGUGGGGACCAGAAGCCCCCUGUGGCCCAGGAGCUGGCAGCAGACGCGGGCCCGAGAGAAGAGCCCGGCCAGGCGCCCCCCGCCCAGCCCAUCAAGGCCGAGUGCAAGGAGGAGGCCUUGGAGGAGGCGCCCGACAAGGUCAAGGGGGCUGCAGAGGCGGCUGCCGAACCCGCGCCCGAGGUGCCGCUCAAGGUGGAGAAGAAGGAGGGGGGCGGGGGCCCCGGCGGCAAAGCCACCCCAGCCAAGGGCUCGGGGGCCCCCCAGGACAGCGACUCCAGCGCCACCUGCAGUGCCGACGAGGUGGACGAGCCCGAGGGGGCCGCCGACAAGAGCCGGCUGCUGUCACCACGGCCCAGCCUUCUCACCCCGACGGGUGACACCAGAGCCAACGCCUCACCCCAGAAGCCGCUGGACCUGAAGCAGCUGAAGCAGCGGGCGGCUGCCAUCCCCCCCAUUCAGGUCACCAAAGUCCACGAGCCCCCCCGGGAGGACACGGCUCCCCCAAAGCCAGCUCCCCCAACCCCACAGCACCUGCAGCCAGAGAGCAGCACCGCCCAGCAGUCCAGCAACAGCCCUCGAGGCAAAAGCAGGAGCCCCGUGCCUCCUGCAGAGAAGGAGGAGAAGCCCGUGUUCUUUUCGACCUUCGCUGCCGAGGGCCAGAAGCUGUCCGCGGAGACCCCGUGCUGGACGUCGGGCCUGCCCUUCUCCAUGCCCCCUCGUGAGGUGAUCAAGGCCUCGCCGCACGCCCCUGACCCCUCGGCCUUCUCCUACACCCCGCCUGGUCACCCGCUGCCACUGGGCCUCCACGACAGUGCCCGGCCCGUCCUGCCCCGCCCUCCCACCAUCUCCAACCCUCCACCCCUCAUCUCCUCCACCAAGCACCCCAGCGUCCUCGAGAGGCAGAUGGGCGCCAUCUCCCAGGGACUGUCGGUACAGCUCCAUGUCCCGUACUCAGAGCAUGCCAAGGCCCCUGUGGGCCCCAUCACCAUGGGGCUGCCCCUCGCUAUGGACCCCAAGAAGCUGGCACCCUUCAGUGGAGUGAAGCAGGAGCAGCUGUCCCCACGGGGCCAGGCUGGGCCACCGGAGAGCCUGGGGGUGCCCACGGCCCAGGAGUCGUCCGUGCUGAGAGGGACGUCCCUGGGCUCGGUUCCGGGAGGGAGCAUCAGCAAAGGCGUCCCGAGCACGCGGGUACCUACCGAGAGCCCCAUCACCUACCGGGGCUCCAUCACCCACGGCACUCCGGCUGACGUCCUGUAUAAGGGCACUAUCACCCGGAUCAUCGGCGAGGACAGCCCGGGUCGCCUGGACCGUGGCCGGGAGGACGGCCUGCCCAAGGCCCACGUCAUCUACGAGGGCAAGAAGGGCCACGUGCUGUCCUACGAGGGUGGCAUGUCUGUGUCCCAGUGCUCCAAGGAGGAGGGCAGGAGCUCAGGCCCCUCCCACGAGACGGCUGCCCCCAAACGCACCUACGACAUGAUGGAGGGCCGGGUCAGCAGAGCCAUCGCCUCAGCCAGCAUUGAGGGCCUCAUGGGCCGCGCCAUUCCGCCCGAGCAGCACGGCCCCCACCAUCUCAAAGAGCAGCAUCACCUCCGCGGUUCCAUCACACAAGGGAUCCCUCGGUCCUACGUGGAGGCGCAGGAGGACUACCUGCGGCGGGAGGCCAAGCUGCUGAAGCGCGAGGGCACGCCGCCGCCCCCACCGCCCCCGCGGGACCUGGCCGAGGCCUACAAGGCCCGGCCCCUGGACGCCCUGGGCCCCCUGAAGCUGAAGCCGGCGCACGAGGGCCUGGUGGCCACGGUGAAGGAGGCUGGCCGCUCCAUCCACGAGAUCCCGCGGGAGGAGCUGCGGCGCUCACCCGAGCCGCCCCUGGCCCCGCGAGCCCUCAAGGAGGGCUCCAUCACGCAGGGCACCCCGCUCAAGUACGACACGGGCUCGUCCUCCACCGGCUCCAAAAAGCACGACGUGCGCUCCAUCAUCGGCAGCCCCGGCCGCACGUUCCCGCCCGUGCACCCGCUGGACGUGAUGGCAGACGCGCGGGCGCUGGACCGCGCCUGCUACGAGGACAGCCUGAAGAGCCGGCCGGGCGCGGUCGGCAGCUCGGGGGGCUCCAUCACCCGGGGCGCCCCGGCCAUCGUGCCUGACCUGGGAAAGCCGCGCCAGAGCCCCCUGACCUACGAGGACCACGGCACGCCCUUCACCGGCCACCUUCCACGCGGCUCGCCGGUGACCACGCGGGAGCCCACGCCGCGCCUGCAGGAGGGCAGCCUCUCGUCCAGCAAGGCGUCCCAGGAUCGGAAGCUGACGUCGACGCCCCGCGAGAUAGCCAAGUCCCCGCACAGCGCCGUGCCGGAGCACCACGCCCACCCCAUCUCGUCCUACGAGCACCUGCUCCGGGGCGUGAGCGGCGUGGACCUGUACCGCGGCCACAUCCCGCUGGCCUUCGACCCCACCUCCAUACCCCGCGGAAUCCCCCUGGAUGCAGCCGCCGCCUAUUACCUGCCCCGGCACCUGGCCCCCAGCCCCACCUACCCGCACCUGUACCCGCCUUACCUCAUCCGCGGCUACCCCGACACGGCGGCUCUGGAGAACCGCCAGACAAUCAUCAACGACUACAUCACCUCGCAGCAGAUGCACCACAAUGCGGCCACCGCCAUGGCCCAGCGCGCCGACAUGCUGCGGGGCCUGUCGCCCCGCGAGUCUUCGCUGGCGCUCAACUACGCUGCCGGCCCUCGAGGCAUCAUCGACCUGUCCCAAGUGCCACAUCUGCCCGUGCUCGUGCCCCCGACACCAGGCACGCCCGCCGCCGCCAUGGACCGCCUGGCCUACCUCCCCACCGCGCCCCAGCACUUCAGCGGCCGGCUCAGCAGCUCCCCGCUGUCCCCAGGAGGUCCCACCCACCUGACCAAGCCGACCGCCACGUCCUCGUCCGAGAGGGACCGCGAGCGGGAGAAGUCCAUCCUCACGUCCACCACGACGGUGGAGCACGCACCUAUCUGGAGACCCGGUAGGGUGCCGGAGACCCCGCCCCGGGGCCUCGUGACCUCCGUGGAGCCCGGCGCCCCCACGGUCCUGAGGUCCACGUCCACCUCCUCACCUGUCCGUCCGGCUGCCACCUUCCCUUCCGCCACCCACUGCCCGCUGGGCGGCACCCUCGAUGGCGUCUACCCCACCCUCAUGGAGCCUGUCCUGCUGUCCAAGGAAGCCCAGAGGGUCACCCGGCCAGAGAGGCCCCGAGGAGACACCGGCCACGCCUUCCUCGCCAAGCCCCAGGCCCGCACGGGGCUGGAGCCCGCCUCCUCCCCCGGCAAGGGCCCCGAGCCCCGGGCCCUGGUGCCCCCUGGCUCCGGCCACGCGGCCAUCACCCGCACCCCAGCAAAGAGCCUCACACCCCACCACGCCAGCCCGGACCUCCCGGCUCUGCCCGCCUCAGCCACGGACCUGCCGCGAGAAAAGACUCAAAGUAAACCCUUUUCCAUCCAGGAGCUGGAGCUCCGCUCUCUGGGUAAGACCAUCCUGACAGCGGACUCCUUCAUAGACGCGAUAAUCACGCGUCACAUUGCUCCCGAUAAAGGGCCGCGAGAAGGAGGUUCGCUGGCCACCGACUCCCCUCGCGAUGGUUACCAUGGCGGCAGCUACAGCCCCGAUGGGGUGGAGCCCGUCAGCCCUGUGGGCUCACCCAGCCUGACCCAUGACAAGGGGCUCCCCAAGCACCUUGAGGAGCUUGACAAGAGCCACCUGGAGGGGGACCUGCGGCACAAGCAGUCAGGCCCCGGGAAGCUCGGCGGUGAGGCCGUACACCUCGCACACCUGCGGCCGCUGCCCGAGAGCCAGCCGUCGGCCAGCCCGCUGCACCAGACCGCCCCGGGGGUCAAAGCCCACCAGCGGGUGGUCACCCUAGCACAGCACAUCAGCGUAACUACCCCUUCUCUGCCCCUUCCUCCCCACCUUUGCGCCUGGGGCGGGGGCAGGGGUGAAGGGAAGGUCACGCAGCUCCUUGGUCUGGAGGUCAUCACGCAGGACUACACCCGGCACCACCCACAGCAGCUCAGCACACCCCUCCCCGCCCCUCUCUACUCCUUCCCCGGAGCCAGCUGCCCCGUCCUGGACCUCCGCCGCCCACCCGGCGACCUCUACCUCCCACCCCCGGACCACGGGGCCCCAGCCCGUGGCUCCCCCCACAGCGAAGGGGGCAAGAGGUCUCCAGAGCCAAGCAAGACGUCAGCCCUGGGUGGCAGCGAGGACGGUAUCGAGCCCGUGUCCCCGCCAGAGGGCAUGGUGGAGCCCGGGCACCCCCGGGCCACCAUGUACCCACUGCUGUACCAGGACGGGGAGCAGGUGGAGCCCAGCAGGAUGGGCUCCAAGUCCCCAGGCAACACCAGCCAGCCGCCCGCCUUCUUCAGCAAGCUGACCGAGAGCAACUCCGCUAUGGUCAAGUCUAAGAAACAGGAGAUCAACAAGAAGCUGAACACCCACAACCGCAACGAGCCGGAAUACAACACUGGCCAGCCUGGGACAGAGAUCUUCAACAUGCCCGCCAUCACCGGAGCAGGCCUCAUGACCUGCAGAAACCAGGCCGUGCAGGAGCAUGCCAGCACCAACAUGGGGCUGGAGGCCAUUAUUAGAAAGGCGCUCAUGGGUGGCGGUGGGAAGGCCAAAGUUUCUGGCAGACCCAGCAGCAGGAAAGCCAAGUCCCCAGCCCCGGGCCUGGCGUCCGGGGACCGGCCGCCCUCCGUCUCCUCGGUGCACUCGGAGGGAGACUGCAACCGCCGGACGCCGCUGACCAGCCGCGUGUGGGAGGACCGGCCCUCGUCUGCAGGGUCCACGCCGUUCCCCUACAACCCUCUGAUCAUGCGGCUGCAGGCGGGCGUCAUGGCCUCGCCAGGACAAGCAGACCCCACUGUCACUGCUGUCUUUGACGCCAAGGCAGAAGAGAAGGAUCGAGCCUCACCCGCUUGGGUCUCGAAGCAGCUGCCGGUUGGCUCCCCGCAGAUUCGGGAAGAGGUGUCUCAGGAAGGAGUGUUCCCUCAGGAGUCCAGCCGAGGGAUGCUGGCCUAUCAGCCCACCCUGGGACAGAUGACCCCAGAUACGCCGAGAGGGGCCUCCUGGCCCAGCCGGCUCAUGAGCUGGCUGGCACGUCUAGCCAAGGUGACGGUGUUCAUUCAGCUUGGAACCAGCCUUCUGGGGCUUUAA
Molecule: messenger RNA, 8339 nt
Organism: Pteropus alecto (black flying fox)
Lineage: Eukaryota; Metazoa; Chordata; Mammalia; Chiroptera; Pteropodidae
Gene: NCOR2
Product: nuclear receptor corepressor 2
Exons: 53
Coding region: 162-8339 (2725 amino acids)
Biological process (GO): negative regulation of transcription by RNA polymerase II
Molecular function (GO): transcription corepressor activity
Source: RefSeq, a predicted model, not a curated record